Aspergillus saccharolyticus JOP 1030-1 is the source of this 1899-nucleotide messenger RNA. RefSeq names its product type I polyketide synthase. Gene Ontology annotation, molecular function: oxidoreductase activity; fatty acid synthase activity. NCBI's taxonomy places the organism in Eukaryota, Fungi, Ascomycota, Eurotiomycetes, Eurotiales, Aspergillaceae. Bases 1 to 1899 code for a protein of 632 amino acids. Gene Ontology annotation, biological process: secondary metabolite biosynthetic process; fatty acid biosynthetic process. The transcript has 8 exons. The record is from RefSeq and is a predicted model, not a curated record.
AUGAACGACUUUGGGGCAGUCCUAGAUGCCCUCAAGGCCACCAUCAAGAGGGCCCGAAAGCUAAUCUGGGUGACUCGUGGUGCCACCGAAGAUUGCCAGAACCCUAGAUCCAAUCUGAUUAUAGGUAUGGAGUCCCCUCUACGCGAUGACGAAGUUGAAAUGCAGGUUUUCGCAUCCGGCGUGAACUUCCAGCAUCUGAUGAUUCGGUUAGGACGGAUGCCGGCACAGAGUAAAGGAGGUGGAGUUGAGUGCGCCGGAAUCGUCACGGCCGUUGGAAAGAACUUCCAACACGCCGUCUCGAAAGGAAAUCAUGUCUAUGCCUGGAAUGUGCCGUGGUACUCGAGCCAUGUGCGAAGUCAGGGGUCAAUGACCCACCGUAUACCGGAGGGUCUAGCCAUGGAAGAAGCGGCCGCUGUCCCCGUUGUUUACUGCACCGCAUACCACUGCCUGCUCAAUGUUGCUCGUAUGAAACCGGGCGAGACUAUCCUCAUCCAUUCGGGUACCGGUGGUGUCGGUCAAGCGGCAAUAGUUCUUGCUCGCCAAGUAGGCGCUGAAGUGUUCACUACCGUUGGAUUAGAAGUGAAGAGAAAGCACCUCAUCAGAGAGUUCGGAUUGCCAAGGUCCUAUAUCUUGUCCAGUCGUUCUGCUCAAUUCUCACAAGAAGUCCUACGCCUAACCAAUGGCCGCGGUGUCGAUAUCGUCUUGAAUGCCCUUUCAGGCCCUCUUCUGCAAGCUUCACUGAAUGCCUUGGCUCCGAUAAGGCGUUUCAUCGAAAUCGAAAAGAGCGACCUACUUGGUCAUUCUCGCCUGGACAUGGGGUGCUUGACUCGCUCAAUCUCAUUCUCCGUCGUCGUCGACCUCGCCCUUGUUAUGUUCGAAGAACGUGUUAUCAAACAAGCGGUGCCGUUGGUCGUUGGGCCAAUCUCCAGUCUUGAGGGGGUCCUCCGCCGCAUGCAGAAGGGAGAGCAUAUGGGCAAACUGGUGGUCUCGCACGGAAAGAAUGACAUGGUCAAGGUCUUGCCUCGUGCUCCAGUAGCUGCCAAGUUUUCGGACGAGGCAACGUACAUCGUAGUUGGCGGCCAGCGUGGCCUUGGGCGCGUAUUUUGUGUCUGGCUGGCUCGACACGGAGCCCGGCACAUUGUUGCCCUAUCGCCUUCAGAGCCUGACAAGCCCUUGACCCGGGGUCUGGAGAAGGACUUACAUCGAUCAGGUGCCCAACUUCACGCGUUGCGUUGCCGAGUGAAAGAUAAGACCCAGCUGCAAGCAGCUCUUAGGUACUGUCGGGAGAGUUUGCCGCCCAUUCGUGAGGUCCUGCAUGCUGGACUUACUGUGAGGGAUGCAACUUUUGAGAAAAUGUCGACCGAGGAUUACCGGACGGUGCGGCAACCCAAAAUAGAUGGUACCUACAAUCUUCACGACGCUCUUCAGGGCCAAUCCCUUGACUUCUUCAUCAUUCUCUCAUCAUACAUGGGACUCGUGGGAAGCCCGGGACAGUCGAAUUACGCGGCUGCGUCGACCUUCCAGGAUGCAUUCGCUGGCGUACCGGCUCUUGUGGGAUAUGCUGUGUCGAACCCCUGCAAGAAGCCGGAGAAGAGUCAAGUUGCAAUAGGCUGGGCUCCUCCUUCGACGUGGACGGAUGCCCAUUAUGAGACUUUGGAUCCUCUAUUAUCCUAUCUGAACCGUCGCACGGCACAAAGCUUCUCCGAGAGACUCUCCCACUGCGAGUCGCUUGACGAAUGUGUGUCAGCGAUUGUGGCGGCACUCUGUCAACAGAUUACCGACAUCCUUGGGGUGGCCACAGAGGCUUGGCAAGAAUGGCGGCCGGCGCGCGAGCUGUUGCCGUUUGACAUUGAGACCCAUCAUGUUGCGUACAAGGAUGAAGGGGAGAUGUACGGAUGA